AUGAACAUGUCCAAUGACUACAGUCAAGAUAUAAGAACACGUGACGUGUCAAAGAUUGACACGGCUGUAGAUGCAGCAUCAUUUUUGGUUGGUAUGGUACAAACGUAUUUAGGAAAAGAUAAACAAAAAAAAUUAGAAUCACCUGCAGGUGCAGUUCAUAUUGUUAUUAACACUAAUAGUAAUAAUCAAUUUUAUAGCAAUUCUUCAAAUGUAAAAGACAAUUAG
Messenger RNA from Macrosiphum euphorbiae (potato aphid), 225 nucleotides. The record is from the annotation of a GenBank genome assembly. NCBI's taxonomy places the organism in Eukaryota, Metazoa, Arthropoda, Insecta, Hemiptera, Aphididae.